AUGGUAUGCCCUCGACUUGAUUCGGCCACAUAUUUCCCUCCUAGAGACAUGUCUUGUUAUAAUAUAAGGACCGGCAGGACAGAAGAAAAGAUGGUUUCAAAGAGGUUUCUGUUCAAUGCCUCUGCUAUCUCUACUCUCAAAGACAAGUAUGCAAAUGAAAUACAACCCACUAGGGUUGAAGCACUUUCCGCUUUCAUAUGGAGUAGAUUCGUUGUUGCAACGAGUGAUCAAGUAGAGGCAGAGGCAGAGGCAGAGACGAGUAUUACAAGACUCUAUUUGGUGAUUCAUGGAUUAGACUUGCGCAUGAGAAUGAAUCCCCCUCCAACAGAGUCUUAUUUUGGCAAUUUUAGUUGGGUUGUAAUGAUCAUGCCAUCCAUGGACAAGACUGUGGAAGAGGGUUAUGGGUUUGUGACAAAAAUGAGGGAAGCAGUAAAGAAAACUAAAGACAGUGAUUAUGUGGAAACAAUUCAAGAGGGUGACACACUCUUCAGUUCUAUGAAAAGAAAGGGAGAUGAUAAAUGA
This is a messenger RNA of Camellia sinensis, 522 nucleotides long. Lineage: Eukaryota; Viridiplantae; Streptophyta; Magnoliopsida; Ericales; Theaceae. The record is from RefSeq and is a predicted model, not a curated record.